AUGAAACAUGUGGAUACUAACACAUAUGAUGUGAAGAGGCUGCUUCAUGUUAAGGGCAAACGGAAUGUCACAGCUACCGAGUGGAAACUGAGCUGGAACAGUUUUAAUAUUGGUGAUGUGUUUUUGCUGGAUCUGGGGGAGAGUGCUCGUUCCAGUGGAAUGGACCUGACAGUAAUAAGGCAGAGAGAAUGA
Staurois parvus is the source of this 192-nucleotide messenger RNA. Lineage: Eukaryota; Metazoa; Chordata; Amphibia; Anura; Ranidae. The record is from the annotation of a GenBank genome assembly.